Caenorhabditis auriculariae is the source of this 3515-nucleotide messenger RNA. NCBI's taxonomy places the organism in Eukaryota, Metazoa, Nematoda, Chromadorea, Rhabditida, Rhabditidae. The record is from the annotation of a GenBank genome assembly.
AUGCAUGAGAAAGUUUGGUUCAACGUGACGUUGGACAGGUUGUUCUACCUACCUGGACAAGUUAUCGAGGUGACUUUUUCAUAAUUUCAAGUGACUUCUUGAGCAAAAAGAAAAUUUUUAAAAAGCCCUAUUUUAAUUUUUUUGUAGUUCAUUUCACAGUAACUGUUACUUUUUUUAGAAGAUCGAUUUUUUUCGAAUUUUUUUGUUCAUUUUUUUCUGAAACGAAAAAAAUUGAGAAUUCCUUUUUAUAACGUUUUAAGACUUCUACGGUCUAAAAAAACCUUGGCGAAGGUUUCAAAAAGAUUUUGUAAAAUAAACAGAAAAAAAAGUUUGAGUAACUCAUUCAAACACCUCCCCAAAAAAAAAACUUUUGAUAUAAUAAUAAUUAUUAGUUCUUCCAAUAUAGUUACCAGAAAAUCUUGAAACACAAAUUAGCUAUUUGAAGGGCCAAGUCAGCUGUGAGACGAUGAAGGCGAUCUCCGUAGAUCGGGUCGAAGGACGGCUGCGUGGCGAGGCCGUUUUUCACGUCUUCACCUCCAAGGUCCGCCGCUGACGUCUCAAUUUCGUCUUUGACUUUUUUUUUCACUUGAAUCAUCGAAAAAAGGGUCCUGACACGAAAAAAAGAAAUGGUGACUAGUUGGUGGAGAGCGCAGACAGGCCACGCCCCUUAGAGGUUCAAGCUAGUCGUGGAUCAGCCUUACAUCUGAAAUAAUGGUUUUCUAAAAAUUAGCUAAAGUAUGAUUUUUUAUUCAAGAAGUACCUUUAGUGAUUUUUUCUUGAAUUGGCGGAAAAUUGGCUUGUGAAGCGGUCGUGAUGCGGUUCUCAAAUGAAAAAUCGCUUGAGUGGGACUAUUUUGAGUAAAAGAUUAUAAUUAGUUUGAUCAGAAUGCCAAAGCCUUUUUUAGAAGGUCUUCAAUACAAAAUUCCUUAAAAGGAAGUGAGAAAAAAUCAAAAAGCUCAAAUAUUUACUCAUUCCUUCGUCACAUUCGAAAUUUACUCCAGGCCUUCACCUUUCCAUAUUAACUUGAGACCUCCUUCACGGAAACCAAACGUUUCUGGGAUAAUUAAUAGUGCUGCCACCGCUAAAGUGGCCACUAGAGAUUCUUAGAAAUGCCCGGGGCGAUUCCGGUUAUACGGUAAAGCCUUUACCACCGUACAAAAACGUCUUAUAAUAUCGUCUGUGUGUCACGACUUGAAUUUUCACGGAACGACAUUCCGCUGUUCCGCUGCGUGCGUUCGCGAAGCGUCUUUCGAAUCUAGGUCACACUUUCAAUUGAUUGUCACUGCUGUGAAAGCAAAUGAAAGUAGAGUACCUUAAUGAAAGAAGAAAAAAUUAAAAGGGCGACCACGGUUCGCAAAGGCGCGCAGCGGCACAGCGGAAUCUCGUUCCGUGAAACUUCAAGUCGUAGCACACAGGCUAUAUUUGAACUCGCGCCAGAAACGCAUUGUGACCGCUUUGCAUGCACAUCUUGAUCGUUUCAAUCUGAAUAAAUCCAUUAUAAUCAGAUCAAAUCUUUCCAGGACCAUGCGCCGAUCACAAAGCGGAUCCUCAGCGAUGAGUCAUGCGAACUUUGGCACUACAGCACCCUCAGCGAGAUGCUCGGCUUGAACUACGAUGAAAACGACGUGAGAUUUCGUUCUAUGAGUCUUUGUGAUUUCACAAAAAAAAACCAUGAUGAUUAAAUAUUUUCAAUAUUCCAGAACAAAGAAAACGCAUGUUCUUCUUCGACAGAGUUCUGUGGCAGUGCUGCGUUCCCAAUCCGACUUCGAGUUCCAAAAUCCGCGCCGCCGACCUUUCACUGUGUGGGAUCUCCUAUCACUAUCAAGUACACUCUGGAGGUAUUGUUCUUAUUUUUUUAUCUAUGAAGAUUAUGAAGCUUUAGGUGACUCUGAAGUAUGGCGAUGCCAAAGUGGCGACCUACGAAGAGCCGGUGACUGUUGUCGGCCUGCAAAUGGUCCGUCGGAACCUUCCCUCGGCGCCAGUUUCCAUCGAGAAGACUUUGAAUUUUCCAAAGUUUAUUUUUUUUCAAUCUUGAUUCGAAUUUUGGACAAUUGCAGAGACCGAUCAAUUUUUGUCGAGUUUAUGGUUGGAAGCAGCGUUUUUUCCACUACAGACCGUAUUGAUGCUUGUAUUAAUAUUUCUAAUUGGUGAGGAUUUCUUGAGACCAAAAAAAUAUCUUCAUUUAUACGAAAAAUUGACUUUUUAAAAAUGCGUUUUUUUAGAAUGAGAACUUCGGAAAAAAAUAAAUAAAAAGAAAAAAAGCUGAAAUUUCGCAGUAAAAUAGUGAAAAAGAAUUAUGAUCUACGGAGCCCAAUUUAACUUAUUAGGACGCAUGGAGAAUGGCUAAAUGGGUCGCGGCUGCACUGCGGCUUAAGUGCUUUCUAAAAAAAUUUCUUUUUGUUUAUAUUUUUUCCUGAAACUCCGUGACAAUUUUGAAAAGAUUUAAAAACGAAAAAAAAUUUUAAACUGGCUUUUUUUCGGAUUUUUCAAAUUUUUGUAGAUUAGUAGAAAUAUAGUAAAUUCGAAUUUUAAAUUUUUGGGGUUUUCAUUUGAUUUUUUUCUUGCAGGUGGAAGCAAUCAUUGAAAUACGUUCAUAUGAACAUUGUACGACGAAUUCAUGUCAUCAGAGCUGGGACAUUUGAUCUCGACAUCGUUCAAAUUGACACUACAGGUUUUUUUUUUGAAAAUCGUAAACCCAUACAAAAUCAGACUUUAAAAAAUGUCUGGACCCUUUUUUUCACACUUUUUCUAUCAUAGAAUUAAAUUUCUCGAUAUUUUAAACCAGUCAAGAUGGAAUGUACUCAAUAUUUUAAAGCUAUAAGCAUCUGUUCAUUUAUCAGGAGUUGGUCUGCCUUCUGGAAAGACCAAAAUCGGCGUCGGAGAGAGCUACUCGUUCCGGCCGAAUUUCCACGUCCCAGCACUUCCUCCCAACGCCGCCGUCGACGGUCUCAUGAAGUCCGACUACGUCCUGAAACUCACUGUUGGUCGGGCUCACAACUUUGUGCUCGGCACACUGGAGGUAGACUUUCAAGAUCUGUAGAAAUUUUAGUCGGAAAAAAUGAGCUGUUUUUACAAAAACUUUCUAGCACUCAAAAAAUUUGGAAAAAACAAAUCCAAAGUUUUUUUGUUGUUUUUGGAAGGUUUCUAUUAUUUUCAAUUUUUUUGAAUUUUUUUUAAAUUAUCAAGUCGAAAAACUCUUUUGAAAAAAAAUUGAGAUUUUUUCCACAAUUAUCCUCAAUUUUUAAAGCAGUUCAUGAACUUAUAGCUCCGAAAAAGUUUAUUAAUUUCUGAACUUCCAAAAAAAUGAGCCCAUUUUUAUUUUUCAAAAAUAAAUGUUUCCAGAUACCAAUUACGAUUGUGACAAACGGCCUGGACGACUACGAAAAAGGCCAAGAAGGUACAUUUAUACCAAUUGGAGAAUUUUCCAUAUCCUUCAAAUUUCAGAAAUUCUGAUCGACAUUUCCCCUUCGGCAUCAAUACGCUCAAGCAAGCAUUUAUUGCAAUGCUAUGCAUAA